AUGGCCCGGGGACACGGACUUCGAACGACGGGAGCUCUGGUUCAAAAUGGAUCCCUCGUAGUGAGCAUGACUGCUGAAUCAGCCAGCCAGUCCCGUCUUACGCUACCCGUUACUACUGUAUCUGGCAACAGACGAUCCAUACCCAGUCAGCACCACCAGGCAGGCUCGCCGCCUCUCAAAAUGACUCUGGUAUUACGCACAUCAACCCCAUCCUUCCGCAACCAAGAAAAUAUCAGAGUGCAAGAAUGCACAGAAGCCUUCCAAAAAAUCUCAGCCCUUCACAAACAAAAAGAAGAAUACAUAAAACAACUCGCCCACUCCGAAGGGAUUCUCAACGAACGGCAAAGACUUUUAGACGACGAUGAUGAUGAUGACGACGAGACGAUCGAAUCGAUGCAGGAAGAUCUGAACGAACACGAAAGCCUUGUGUCGAGACAUUUGAAAAACAACCUUGCCCUUCAAGCCGGUUAUCAUGAGUAUAUUCUUGCCUUGUUGAUGAGAGAUGUGGAUUCGAAGUGGUUGAGGCAACGGAGGAGGUCUUUACGAGCGGCUUUUCAUGCGGCGGAAGAUGUUCAUGGGUUGAUUUUGAAGAGGUGCAGAUAUCAUCCGUAUGGAAAGGAAAGACGGGUUAGGGUUGGGAAACGUAGGGGAAAGGUGGAGCGCAAUCGCAACAACCACCAUGCAGAGAUGUCGAUCGUUCCGUUCGGGCAGUUCCAUGAGUUCAUGCUUGCAGAGUUCGGUCACGAGCGCAAGCAUUGGUUGGCGAUCGACAGAUGUGUUCCAGAAGUGCGAAUUCCUAGCCACUCUCACUCAGCUGUGUUCAAGGUCGCGGAACUUGAUGGUGUGAAAGCUCACCUUCCUUCCGAUAUGGAGAAUCCUUUGCGUGAGGGUACUGCAGUGUGA
This is a messenger RNA of Pseudocercospora fijiensis CIRAD86, 903 nucleotides long. RefSeq lists its product as uncharacterized. The record is from RefSeq and is a predicted model, not a curated record. Bases 1 to 903 code for a protein of 300 amino acids. NCBI's taxonomy places the organism in Eukaryota, Fungi, Ascomycota, Dothideomycetes, Mycosphaerellales, Mycosphaerellaceae. The transcript is spliced from 7 exons.